Messenger RNA from Limulus polyphemus (Atlantic horseshoe crab), 6161 nucleotides. It is a transcript of the gene SWIP, whose product is annotated as WASH complex subunit 4-like. The record is from RefSeq and is a predicted model, not a curated record. NCBI's taxonomy places the organism in Eukaryota, Metazoa, Arthropoda, Merostomata, Xiphosura, Limulidae. Gene Ontology annotation, cellular component: WASH complex; endosome. Gene Ontology annotation, biological process: endosome organization; endosomal transport. Bases 16 to 3528 code for a protein of 1170 amino acids. The transcript is spliced from 32 exons.
GGGUGGCAUUUCACUAUGGCGGUAGACACGGAAGAGUGGAAUCCUGACAAAUUAGACGAAAGUGUAAUAAAGAUAGUUGGGCAGGUUCAAUUGAGAAAGUAUGGAGACUUCAUUCAAGAAUAUGCCUCCCAGCUCCAAGGAAUUGAACAUGCUCUGGAUGAAACUCUUAAUGAAUCAUGGGAUAUGACCUUUGAUCCAGUGUCUCUUCAGUUCCUUCCUUAUGAAAGAACUACUCUUCUAGAACUUGUAUCCACAGACAACAAAAUCCUGAACAAAGUAAUUACUGUAUUUGCUCAUUUGUGUUGUGAAAUCAAGGAGCUGUGUCAUGAAGCAAGAUCAAAGUUUUUUAAUUCUCUACUUUUUUAUGGAGAAGGAGAGCCAUCUGGUGGACUUCAGGAAGGAGAUGCUCAGGUUUACAUUGGACGUAUGAUAUCAGUAAUACAGGAAUUAUCCUGCUUUAUAAAUCGAUGCUACCUAGUUACCAAGAAUUUAAUACAUCAGUUGUCAUCAUUGUAUUGUGGAAAUAAAAAUGGUCCAACAGUUAUUGAUGUGACAGAUGUUCACUUCCAGAGAGUUUAUGAACAUCUUGGGGAACUGCUUACAACUCUAAUAACUCUUGAUGAGAUUGUUCAAUCUCAGGCAACUUUUCGAGAACACUGGACAUUGUAUAAAAGAAUGAUUAAGUCCGUUCACAGCAACUCCACCAUGUUUGGCAUAAGCAUGGAUAAAUUAAAACCGUUUGAAAAAAUAAUAAGCCAGAUUGAAACUCGGCUGUUACAAGGAAGGAUAUUCCUGGGUUGCAUGGAACAAGGUUUUGAUGAUGGAAAAGCCUUUGUUUCUAAAAACAGUGUCUUUGCUGAGGAGUUUUUCAUCAACUUGAGGAAUAUUUUUGCUCAAGUUGAACCAAAACUAGGAGAGUUGAAUGAACUUGAUACUCGAGCCAAACUGGUAGGAAUCUGUGCCUUGUAUGUUCUUCAUUUUUACCUUUUCCGUACAGUGGACAGAAAACAGUUCAAACAGAUAUGGGAUACUUAUAAAAAGGUCCCUGCAGUACCAUUGGUUGGAAAUAUACUCUGGUUUCCAGAUCAGUUUUUGUUAAUGCAGUUGCCUCACAUGGCCAAAUCCAUGGACAGAAAGGCACAAGACGCUGUUAAGAAUCAAAGACUAAACUACCUCCAGCAGAAGAGCCAAUCACUUCCAAAGGAUGCCCAGAUAUCCUAUCAUCAGGUUACUUCAUGGAUGAUUCGUAUGGAACUAGCUGCACAACCUGAUGGUGAAAGAUUGUUAGAAGACCUUAAUCACAGGACAUCCCUUCUAGUACAGGGACUGAUGCUUAGUUGGUCGAUUAGUUACCAAGUUAAAACUGUCAUGAACCUCCAUGUCACACUGGCAAAACCCAUGACCAAAACUUCAGUCCUAGCUCUCUGUCGUAUGAUUGAAAUGUUGAAAGCUAUAGAAGCAACUUUCCAUCAACACACUAUGCACAUUUGUGAAAACAUUACACACAUUGUCCAGCAUCUGGGCUACAUAGCUCUUACAGCUAUUAAUGCAGCAAAGAAACGGCUUGUGGCAGACAAAAGAUAUAGUGAGAGAAGACUGGAUGUAUUGUCAGCUUUAGUUUUAGCAGAAAAGGCUCUAAAUGGACCAGGAACCAAGGAGAGACGGCUAAUUACACAUUUGGCCAUGGCUUUGGGAACACAGCUUAAAUCAUUUAAAGAAGAUGAAGUGAUAAGCUUUAAUUCGGUUAUGAGAAAGCUGGAUCUGAUAUGUGAACUCAGAGAAAAACUCCAGGGGGCCUGUGAUUGCAGUUUUAUGUACUGGCAUCGAGUUGUUUUCCCAACAUAUGUCACUGAUCUCUAUGAAAAUGCAGAAGGUGGUCACCGCAUACAUUACAUGUUUGGAGCACUAAGAGAUUGUGUCCCACCCAUGCUUGUCACUCAACAUGAACUGUCUCCUCAGGUUUUACUUGAUAAUUUUGACAAGGAGAUAUACGGACAUUUGAAAGAGCACCUACUUGAUCCCCUGUGUCGAGAUAUUGAAACAGACCUCAGACUUCAUUCACACUCACACCUUCAACUGGAUGACAGAAAUCCUUUUCGUGUUGGACUUAAAGCUUUUUCUCAUCUCUUGAAAGUCCGCCCAAUCAGAUUCUUUGACAGGCUGAUAGAUAUAAAAGCUUAUGUUGAGAAUUACCUCGACAAGACCUUCUACAACUUGACCACUGUAGCCCUGCAUGACUGGAAAACUUACGGGGAAAUGAGAAGCUUAGCAAAACACAAGUAUGGAUUAAAAACUGUGGAAGCUCAUCUUCCUAGCCAAACUUUAGAACAGGGACUGGAUGUUCUAGAGAUCAUGAGAAAUAUCCAUGUGUUUGUGUCAAGGUAUCUUUACAACUUGAACAACCAGAUCUUUGUUGAAUGUUCCAGUAAUAACAAACAUCUAAAUACUAUAAAUAUUCGUCAUAUUGCCAACUCCAUCAGAACACAUGGAAUUGGAAUCAUGAAUACAACAGUUAACUUCACAUAUCAAUUUCUUCGGAAGAAAUUUUAUAUUUUUUCUCAGUUUCUGUAUGAUGAGCACAUCAAGUCCCGCCUUUUAAAAGAUCUCAGGUUUUUUAGAGAAAGUAAGACACAGCAGAAUAAAAAGUAUCCCUAUGAAAGAGCAGAGAAAUUUAACAAAGGAAUAAGAAAAUUGGGUUUGUCACAAGAUGGGCUGAGUUGUCUGGAUCAGUUUCGAAAUUUAAUCAGUCAAAUAGGUAAUGCCAUGGGUUAUGUGAGAAUGAUUCGUUCAGGUGGACUUCACUGUUGUAGCAAUGCCAUCUGCUUCAUCCCAGACCUGGAUGACAUUGUCAAUUUUGAAGAACUCUGCAAGGAAGAAAACAUGUCAGAUGAAUGUGUAAAAGCUGCAGUCAAACUUGAUGCUGUAAUUAGUAAUCUGACCAAAAACUUUUCAGAAGGAACAGAAUAUUUCAAGCUUCUUGUAGAUGUUUUUGCUCCAGCCUUCCGAGACCCCAAAAAUAUGCACCUUAGGAAUUUUUUUGUCAUUUUACCUCCUCUGACACUUAAUUUUGUUGAGCAUUCCAUUACUUGCAAGGAGAGAAUGAACCGAAAGAGCAAAAUAGAAGCUUCUUUCACAGAUGAUGGCUUUGCCAUGGGAGUUGCCUACAUUUUAAAGUUACUUGACCAAUAUCAUGACUUUGACUCAAUUCAUUGGUUUACUUCAGUAAAGGACAAGUUCAAUAAAGAAAAGGCUGAUGCUAAGAAACAGCAAGAUUCUGUCACUGGCCGAGCUGAUGAAAAGUUACAACAGACCAUACAGUUGACCUUAAAACGUUUAGAAAUCUAUGAACAGGAGUUUGAUAUACUGAAUUAUUCCUUGAGCAGUGCUCGGAUCUUCUUCCGAGCUGACCUCACAGCUGCUGAAGAAAAGGAGAUAAAAAAAGGAGAUAAAAAUGAUCAAGAGAAGACUGGAAACAGAACUGAAAAAUCCCUAGGUUAUGGGUCUCAGCCUCCUCCAACUAUUUUAUAAACAGACUGGAUGCUUUGAAAGCAGCUCUGCAACUGUCUUCUCUAACUUCACACACUAACAUUUAUUCCUUAUGGACAACUGGAUAUUUUUACAGCAACUAUCCAACUGUCUUAUUUUUUAUUCUAGCAUUCUUUAGACAUAUUGGAUAUUUUUGGCAAUGUCUCAAUGCCUUUUAGUUUACAUUUUAUUAUUCUGUAGAUGUACUUGAUGGUUUUUACUCUUAUUUUAAACUAAGCAUUAUGUAAACAUACUUUUAUUAACCACAACUGUCCCACUGUCUUCUCUUACUUCACAUUCUAGCAUUCUAUAAACAUACUUGAUUGUUUUACAGCAACUGCUGUUUUUUUUUAUUUUAAGAUUCUUUACACCACUAUUUUAUACACAAAUUUGAUGUUUUGAAAGCAACUUGUCCACUUGUGUUUUCUUACAGUAGCUACCUACCUUAUUUCACACACUGGUACAUAUAAAAACUUUAGACAAACUGGUUAUUCUUACAGCAGCCAUCCAACUAUCUGGUUUCACAUUAAUAUUCUGAUUAAAAAUAGUUUACUGUAAAGUGUGGUUAGUUUUACUGGUAUCAGUAUUAGGACUGGUUUGUUUUUACAAAUAUCUCAUUGUUGCAAUUUAACUGGUGCUUUUUAUCUUGCUUUUUUACUAAAAAAUGUAAUUUUUAAAAACCAAAGUCUAUUCACUCCUUUGUUUUAUCUUAAAGAGAUUAACUGAAAUAAUACUCUUAAUUUGAGACAUCAUUAUAGAAAUUAUAAAACUGAUUAUACUGGUGAUCCUCAUUGUAUUAUUUCUAAAUAUACAAUAUAAAAGUGAAAGAAAUAAUGUGAAGCCUUUUAUGUAAAUUUCAUUGCUGAAAGGAAAUAUAUUUUUCAUUUUUUUGAACUUAGCACUCAUAAGCAAAAAGUAUAUUAUAAAAAAACACAGUCAUGUAAGAAAAUAGUAAAACUCAGGCAGAAAAAUUAAAUAACCCACCAGGUGACUAGACUUUUUUUUUAUUUGCCAGGUUACUAGGCAACUGUUUUUACUAAGACCACUUAAUAAAAUAAUUAUUUUUCACAGGUCAUUUAAUGAAGACGAUGUUUAUCAGUUAACUCAUAACUAUUUGUUAGUUAUUCUAAACAACAGUAUUCUUACCACUAGUUUGUGAAUUAAAAAAAAAAAUCCACCUACAUGUGCCUGAGAACUAAGUAAUUAACUUUUCAUGACAGAAGAUACACACUUAUUUUGGUAUUUUAAUUUGAAUAGUAUAUGCUGUAUAACUGAAAUUUAUUUUAUUACUUUAUUGGUUAAUGUUUAGAGCUGUCAUUUUGUUUAUCAUUAUGUUUUGUUUUUCUCCUGAAGAGGCAAUAAACUGAAGAUACUACAAGGAGUGCUGAAAACUUCAGAUGGUUAAUAUAAGACUGACUUCACUUUUUUUUUUUACUUAUUAAAUAAUAAAGUUGAGAAAUUCAGUACUAUGUGCAGUUUUGCUUGUCUGUUGUAUAAUACAUUUGGUGAUGUAUUUGAGACACACUUUUUUUUAUAUACAAUUGGUUUAAUAGUUUAAUCAUACAUCAAAAUAGUAGGAAAAGCUUCAAAAGUAAGUCUUUAUUAGCUUGUUUUGUAUGUUAAACUGUUAAUGAAGUCACUAUAUCUAAAAAAUUUCUAUAUGAUAGUGUUUAUAAAAUAUCUUUGUAAGUUAAAAAGAUGAUUGUUUGCAAUUGGUAUUCAUUGUAAAAUUUUUCUUAUGUGACAAAUAUUGUUAGGUAGUAUUAGGCUUACGACAACCUUAGGAGAAAAAGGUGGAAGAAAUGGAAUAUAUUAUAUUGUAACAUUUUCCAAUUUUUAGAUUUCUUGAAACCAUUACAUUCUUUGUAUGUUAAGUCUUUUGAAUGCUCUUGAGCCUUUUCAGUCAUGUUUAAUAUUGGAGAGUUAAAUUUUUGGUGAACCAUGAUGCCUUGACUAGUGAGAAAUUUGUAUAGAAAUUGCAUUCCAGUUUAACAUCUUCGUUUAAGUGCUUUUUUUUUGCCAGUUUUAUUAAUUAACUCUUUUUUUUUGGCUUUUUCAUCUAUGAAUAAAAUUGAAAAUACUAAAAGAAUUGUCUUACCUAUUAAAAUGCAAUUGAGUUUGAAGUAAGAAAAUAACAACAUUGUAACACUUAACAUUUCUUAUAAAUUGGAAAUAUUAAUUGUAACUUUAUAAUUUUUAUUACUUAGUUUAUUUUUUAGUUUAAAAUAAAAUUUAUGCAUAAAAUGUAUUAAAUGUUCGAUUGCUGUAUACGAUAAAAUGAUAUAUUUAUUUGUAGAUUGGGACUUGCAUCCUCUUUAUAAACUAAAGAUAUUGAUGAAAACAAGCUCUUUUCACAAUAUUUUUUUUCAUAUUAGCUAGAAUUGGUUUUGAUCAAUUGAGGUUUUUUUUGCUUGACAUGCUAGUUAUGUAGAUAUUGUCCUAGAUUUAUAUAUAGACACACACACUUCAUGUCUACAUAUAUAUAUAGAAUUAUCAUUGUGUGGCUUCAUGAGUGUUCAGUUUGGGCGUAUGAUAUUUAGUGUCGGGGAUUUCAUGAAACUUGACUUUUUUGUACAUUUUCGUGUAUAAUAUCAUACUCAAAUUAAACCUGAUAAUAAAACUGUUAGAAACUUGUA